Molecule: messenger RNA, 2925 nt
Organism: Dissoconium aciculare CBS 342.82
Lineage: Eukaryota; Fungi; Ascomycota; Dothideomycetes; Mycosphaerellales; Dissoconiaceae
Product: acetyl-CoA synthetase-like protein
Exons: 4
Coding region: 1-2925 (974 amino acids)
Biological process (GO): amino acid activation for nonribosomal peptide biosynthetic process; secondary metabolite biosynthetic process
Cellular component (GO): cytoplasm
Molecular function (GO): phosphopantetheine binding; catalytic activity
Source: RefSeq, a predicted model, not a curated record
AUGUCCGACCUGACCGCAUUUCCCGGUCUACAAGGCGAUUCGCAAAGUCAUCUGGCAGGGCAAUGGCGCUCCAUAUCUUUCUCCUCGAUAUUAUCCAGGACAGAUCGGAGUAACAUUGAGGAUCCUCAAGCCGCAAUUUUGCUUGCAUACGCAGGUCUAAUAUGGUCACAUACAGGUGAGCAGGAUGUCUGCUUCCUCGUGCGGUUCUUAGAUGAGACGACUCUCUCGUAUACGCACUCGUUGUGCAUCAGCGACGAGCUGUCGAUAAAGCAGGCUGUUGAGUACACCAAUAACACGAAGCAAUCGUUCUCUGAUGACAGUACUUCUCCCUCCAACGUGCUCAUACAAGUGCCUCACAUGAGCAGUCUGCAAUCAUGUCGACCAAUUGAUGAGAUACCUUUGCAGAUUUACGGCCAAGUAGACGGUGUUGGUCGAGAAGCUCGAUUCCCAGACGACAUUCUAAGACAGACUGUUGUUCAUAUUGAGUCCGAUAUGGCGUGGAUCAAGGCCUUGAACUCUGCGCCGCAGAAACUGGACGCGCGAACGAUCCAUGACUCGAUCAAAGAAGUCUGCGAUCGAAAUCCCAACAGCGUUGCCAUUGAAGCUUGGGAUGGCCGCUUUACUCGCCUGCAGCUACACGAAUUGUCAGAAAAGCUCGCAUUCACUCUUGCCCGUGCACAUGUGAAAAGAGGAUGUACUGUCGCCGUCGUCAUGGAUAAGUCCAUCUGGUAUUCUUCGUACAGCUUCAUCAUUUCCGUCGUAGAUUCUAUCUCCACUCUCCUCGUCGGUGGUACCAUUUGUAUCCCUGGCAACGAUGAGAGGAUGAACGACCUGGACGGCGCGAUUCGUCGACUUCAGCCGGCGUACGCGUGUCUGACGCCGUCACUAGCCAAGUCUCUUGAUCCAACCAAAGUGUCCAGCAUCAAAACACUCGUUCUGGUCGGGGAGGCCAUCCCGCGCUCGCUUGCCGAGUCUUGGCUGGCAUCAGGCAAGGUUGUGGUUCGCAAUGGCUACGGUCAGAGUGAGGCCUGUAGUAUGAACAGCACGGUCGUACUCAGACCGAAUGACAAGGCGGCGUACAGAAGUAUUGGUCGUAGUACUUGGUUACGCUAUUGGAUUGUUGAUCCACGGGACCAUCAUCGGUUGAUGCCGGUUGGAGCACUCGGUGAGUUGAUAGUUGAGGGUUACAGCAUCGCGUUGGACUAUUACGAUGACGAGCAGAAGACAUCCGCAGCUUUCAUAGAAAGUCCGCGCUGGGCUGCUGAGUUUGGUGCCGGGACCGAGGGAAGGCGAUGGUACAAGACAGGCGAUCUCGUCCAAUAUCAGCAAAAUGGGGAGCUUCACCUUUUCGGCCGCAAGGACACUCAGACGAAGAUUAAUGGUCAACGUCUCGAGGCAUCUGAAGUAGAACAUCACAUCCUACAAGCCUUCGCUAAGGAGAUCAGUCAAAACUCAGCUGCAUUGUUUCCACUGACUGAUUUUCAACAGCACUAUCUGCGCGGAGCUGAGGGCGUCUCGGGUGGAUACGUGUGCGAGUACGACCUUAGCUUCGGUGGCAGUUUUGAGCUGGCGCGGUUAGAGAAAGCCGUUCGACUGCUGAUUGAAAAGACUGAGGCCCUUCGUCUCACGUUUGUGCACGAAAGCGCCGAGACCGAGGCACCGCUGAAGCAAAAGGCGUUUCCUCCCACAAAAGAAGAGUUGCUCUUGCGUUGUCAGGUACAGCGCAAGGGUGACCCUGCUCCGCCGCUAAUGCUCACAUGGGAAGCGCACGACAAACUCCGCCAUCCUGUAGUUUUCGUGCUGAAACACAGCGACGUACAUGAGGAACGCAGUCCGACCGAGGCUUCUUCGAUCGACAGCCAUAUCUCCAUGUUGAUCCGGAUGCAUCACGCUAUUUUCGAUGGAAUUUUCUGGUCGCUCAUCCUGGACGAUUUGAUCUUCGCUUACGAACAUGGCCACCUUGGUAAAGAGCGCCCAUCGUAUCUCCAGUACCUCGAAACACGUCUUAUAAGGCGCGACCCCGAGUCUCUGGAAUAUUGGUCAAGGCUCCUCAAAGACUCUACACCGACCAGACUUCGGAGAGAUUCAGACGCCUUCAAUUCGAUCACUGCAGAUCGUGUCGUGCCCGAGCAUGAGGCUGCCAGACUGAUAAAUUUCGCCCGUGAGAAGGGCAAACCUACAGGGUUCCAACAAGCAACGGGCCCAGAUAAGGCCGUCAGUGGCGCCGUAUUAUCUAUGAGUGCCUGGGCGUUGACCUUGCGUUGCAUUCUCACCGCCAUGCGUCCUGCCGACAACCACGACGAUAUCCUCUUCCUGGCACUGAUGCACGGCAGAGACGAGGAUGGCCGCUAUCGCGCAGAUGAGAUCAUAGGAUGUUGCGUGACGGAGAUUCCUAUUCGCGUGCGACUCAGCGAGGAGCUCACGCCAGCCGGACUGUUCACCGCAGUCCAGAAGCAACUCCUCGAGAGCGCGAGUCACGCCCAUCUCGGCGCGAACACCAUCGCGAAACACUGUACCACGUGGAAGUCGAAAGAGCAUUUCUACAGGCAGAGCACGUUUUUCAUGUUCCAGAAUGUGAAGGAAGGCCACCAUCUUGCGGUGGAUGGGCGCAGAGAGCAAGGACCUGCAGCGGACAAGGGCGGCAACGGCGAUGAUGCUUCCAGUGCUGGCGGCUACAUGGACAUCAGUCCCACUCGGGUCGUGCAAGAUCUACGGUGUGAUUUCGAAGGCCAUGCCUCGAUGGCGGAUCACGGCACCUUGGAAUUCGGACUCGCCUCGCGCGCGGAGGAUUAUUCCCAAGACGAGACGGAUGCCGUUGCGGAUGCUUAUGUCAAGGCGGUGAGGCUUCUGACGGAAGAGCAUGAUAUGACGAUUGGCGAUAUGAGAAGGAGGAUCUUGCGCGAGGUUGCGGGAGUACCUGUUUGA